AUGAAUCCCGCAAAUCUGCCAAAUAGCGGCGCUGCGGGGGGGCCGAUGCCACCGACCGAUAAGCCUAAACCCGACAAUAGUCAGAUGCUGCUGAAACAUGUUGGACAAGUCAUACAGGCCCAAGGCCCAUUCACCGGUUGGCGAGAGUCGGUGCCCAUACAAGAACGUAUCGUGAAGGUUUGCCAAAUGAUAUCUUCUUUACGCUUGAUCCCAACAGUGGAAGGUCGUGUUGCUAUCAGCGCGGCCCUGAAAUUCGAAGAAAAAGCCCUUCGAGAAGCUAACUCAAAGCCGGAUUACGAAAGAGAAUGCAACGAGAAACUCUUGCAACUUCGUGAUAAGAGGCAACAGGCUAUCAUGUCCCAGUCCAACCCUCAAGUCGGCUUGCCCAUCAAUACUCAAGCGACCCAAAAUCAGAUGCAACACAUGUUUCCAAACGCAAUGCCGCGUCCCACCCAGGGUACCCCCAUGCCAAUGCAACAACAGCAGGCACUUAGUGCACCGCCGAACCAGCAACCGUUGCCCCAACAAGCCUUCCUUCAGAAUCCACAAGCCCGCCCUGUCUCCAUGCAAUUACGCGACGAUAUCUCCUCGCUAAGCCAAAAGGAAUCCCAAUAUGUUUGCCAUUUUGCCGACCAGCUGGCCCAGAAGACAUCACCCGCCGACAUGGAGAAGAUCAAAAUGAACCUGCAAAACAUGACUGCAGACCAGCGACAGUUCUUGAACCGCAAAGGUCUCACGCCCAUGCAGUACUUUUUUCGCUGCCAGGCUCUGAAAACCUUGAGAAAACAUAGGCAGGCCAUGGGUAUGGCUAGCCCUCAAACCAUGAACCUCGAUGCCGCAAACACUGCAGGUGGUGAGCGUAUGAUGACUACGCAUCAAAGGCAGCUGAGCCAGCCUAGCAUGUCGUUCCAAGGUAGCCCCGCUAUGCCGAUGGCCGGCCUAGAUCCGUCGUUCUCUGGAAACGUGGACCAUGUUCAGCCCCAACAAGUGGACGCCCUUCGCUCGCAAGAGACUGGACAGCCCGCCAUGUCUGCGCAUAAUCCACAGAUGAUGAGCCAUCCGCCAUUCGGCUCCCAACAGGGAGCAUUUCAGGGCCCUCACCCGAAUAUUAACAGAGCCAACAUGAAUGCGGCCAUGAUGGCUCAGCAGCACCGCCAGAAUUUACAAAACGCUCAACAAGACAAGCUCCAACAUGCUGCUCAUUUCCAAGCUCAGUCCGACGCUCAAGCGCGUGCGCAGGCUGCAGCGAAGGCACAGAGAGCAAUAUCAUCCCAGGCAAAUCCUCAGAUUCCACAGUCGAUGCCGCAGCAAAACCCAGCCGUCUCGAUGAUGAACCGACCAGGAGCGCCCGUUCAAGUUCCUCAGGGAGGAAUGGGCCCACAAGGUCGACCGUACGCACGACCGGGAGGUAUGGGCCAGAACAACCAGAAUCCCAUGCAAACUCCGCGCCCACCGAUUCCUCCUGGGCUUCCGCAGAACGUGCAAAACCACUUGGCUCAACUACCGCCCGAACAAGUGAACGGAGUGCUUCAAAACUAUCGUCGCGCGAUGGCAAACAAUCCGGCGAUGCUUCGACAGAAUCACGGUGUUCCUGUUCAACCCCCGAUUCCGGAUUCCGCGCAGAUGGCCCAAGUACCGUCAUCGAACAUGGUAAAUGACCCCAAUAUGCGAGCAUCCAUGGGAAUGCAUUAUCCCCUCAUGAACAUGGGCGGGAUGCAGCCGCAGCCCGGAUUGCAAGGCCAGCAGUUCCCCAUGCAAAAGCCGAAUCAGCCGUUUCUAGGUUACCCGCAACCACCGGAUCCUCGUCUUGAGUACCUUCAGCAACGCAGUAGUACCUUCACCAUGAACGAGGACCAGCUUCGAGAAAUGGAUAAAGUUCCUUUUCCUUUUGCCAUAUUUAACUCUAAUCCAGCCGUAGCACAAGCGUUGCCAAAAAAUCUCAAAACUUGGGGCCAGCUGAAAAUGUGGGCGAGUAAAAAUCCUCAAGCGCUCGGCGAGAUCAGCGUGGAUAGGCUCGCAAUGCUUCAAAAGCUCCAUUUCGGCCAGAUGCUUAGCGCCCGGAGAGAGGCUGCCAACCGUGCCAUGGGACAACCAACCGCUGCUCCACCAGUCGGAAUGGACCAAAGCGGUUUGAGGCAGCCUCACUUCGGCCCUCAGCAUAUGCAUCAACAGCUUCCCGGCCAACCCCAAGUGCCUCAUGGCAUGCCGGUUAUGCGACCCAUCACCGCCAACGAUAUUCACAUGGCGCGCCAAAAGCUUGGGGCCCAUGUUGAAAAACUCAGCGAUGAUGCACUCCGGGUGCUUCUAGAGAAAAGCAGGCACAAGCAAUACAUGACACAAGCUGCACGGAAUCGGGAAGCUGCACAGGCUUUGGCAGCUCAGUCCAUGAACCAAGUUCCUGCUCCUGGGCAGAUUCCAGUUCCGACUCAGCCUCCACAGCAUAUUCCAACAACUCAAGCCCAGCCGCAGGUGUCACAGCCGACUUCGGCACCCGGGAUGCCCUCGAUGGACAGUAAAUCAGGACCUCAAAAUGUAGCCAACACGGCGCGUGCAGCUGCUGUGAAACCAUCUCCCAAAUCCCUGAAAAGGCCGAGUGUUCCUGACACAGAAAAUAAGGCACCCGUUCCACAUCAGCCUCAGGUUCCUACGGUCCCACUGGGUGGUGGUGGUGGCCAGCCACCACAGGCCAGCCCGGCCCAGUCUACACGUGAGUCGAUGGCCGCUAUGAGCCAACAGCAGCGACCGCAGUGGGAAGCGCACCUCCGACGGCAGCAAGCCCAACCUCGUAUUUCUAAAGAUGCAGCGGAUGAAGCAUGGGCCCGCCUUCCCGAGCCGCUAAAGCAGAUGUAUGCAGAACUCGUCCGAAAUGAUAACGCUGUCGUGCCGGUUGCGAUGACGUCUGCCCAAAAAGCUGCAGUUACACAGCAGCUCCGAGAAAACACGUACAUGCUCAGCCGUAUGGACACUUUGGUCCAGUGGAUAUCGAAAUUCCCAGGCCAAGAGAAAAACGUUCGGACAUUGCUGCAAAUGAGGAUGUUGCUCAUGAAGCAAUUCAAGGGCCCCGAUUGGACUCUGGCCGAUCAUUUUACGAUCGCGUCGGAUUAUCUGGCCAACGCCAUCGCUCAUAUUAAGAAAUGGUUCGCUGAGAUGAUUAGUCGUGUUCAGAGUUCCCGACUAAGCCAGACAUCUUCAAGGACCGCUGCUGUACAGCCUGGGAUUACACAACAGGCUUCUCCAAAGGGACCCACACCUCUUAAUGCGAGCAACCUGCAGCAGCUGGAGCAGCAAGAAGCUGCGCUUCAACGUGCCAGGAAAGCUGCCCAAACGAUUCCCCCUGCCCCAACCACGGUGCAGCCACCGUUUCCUCUCGGAGCGACAUCUCCCCAGGGUGUCCCGCGUGUCUACGGGCCGACAAGUGUCACUCAGGAAAGCCUAACCCUUCCUCCACCCAAGAGACGGAAACCAAACCAGGCUGCGGCAAAGGCGCCGGCAAAAUCUGCCGAACAACGAUCGCCGGCUGUGAAGGCAGAGACACCGGCUGCUCCAGAGGCGAAGAGACCCGUGCCAGUUCCCAAGGACACGUUCAAAUGUUCGAUCGUGGAAUGCAAAUACCAUAUCAAGGGAUUCCCGUCUCAGGCUGCGCUGGACAAUCAUGUCAACGAGGAGCACAAGCCAGAGGAGCCAAUUACUAAUGCUCUUGAUUUCGCGAUCGAGAGUUACAGGAAGGGUCUCGGUCUCGAUAAAGCCGAUAAGAAGCCGUUGGAUGCAAACGAGCAAAGACCUAGGGACUCUGCAACUCUAGGGGGCAAAGCACAACAACCCUCAAAGCCGGGCAUGAGCAUCACCCCUUCGUCCUCGCAACCUAUGGCUCAAACCUCCAGCCUCGCUGGCGCCAAAUCAAUCUCCCCUUCAUCCCUACAACGCAAACCAUCCCAGAUGAGCAGUGCAAAGGAGCACCAGGCAACCUCAGCAGAACUUAAACGCGUCCCCAGCAAAGACUCCAAGAAACCUCCCGGCAACACCGCAGAGACAGGGCUCUCUCCGCCCGCCGCCAAGGACCCCUGGGAGGAUUCCCCCACGUCCCUCGAGGCCAUCCGCUCCACCUUCGGCGAGCUGGCGGAACAAUCCUUCUUCGACGUCGGCUGGGACCGCGUCGACGAACUGCUCCUCUCCGAUGCGUUCACCGCCAUGCGCUCGAAGGACACCCCGCAGUCCACGGACGCCAGCGCCGUCACGCAGACCCCCCAGGACAGCGAUGUCUCCAAGGACGAGGAUCUUGAUAUGGUGAUGGACAUGGACGAUAGCUGGGCGCUGCCGGAGUGGGUGAAUCUGCCGGACGAUCUGGAGGGGAGCUUGUAUAUGAAUGAGCCGUGGGAGCCGAUCGAUUGGGAUGCUGUGGUGGCGGGUGAGUUGGAACCGGGCCGGGCACCGGGUGAGGACUUGGUGUAUUCGGUGUAA
This is a messenger RNA of Coccidioides immitis RS, 4458 nucleotides long. RefSeq lists its product as uncharacterized. Bases 1 to 4458 code for a protein of 1485 amino acids. NCBI's taxonomy places the organism in Eukaryota, Fungi, Ascomycota, Eurotiomycetes, Onygenales, Onygenaceae. Gene Ontology annotation, molecular function: transcription coregulator activity. Gene Ontology annotation, biological process: regulation of transcription by RNA polymerase II. The record is from RefSeq and is a predicted model, not a curated record. Gene Ontology annotation, cellular component: mediator complex. The transcript has 4 exons.